UAAAUAAAUGACCACGCCGAUCCAUCGACUGGACGCACUCUUGAAUCAGUUGCGAAAAACUGCUCUCCUCGUUCGGAACUGUGCGUGCGUGCGGCUAAACGGAAGUGUUUAAAUAAAUUUCAAAAUUAUGACGUCACUUUGGCUUUGGCUGAUUAUAACCUUGAUGCUAGCGUGGGAGACGCGGCAAGCGCCAGCUAAUAUACAAGAUUCAAUAAGUGCAACAACAUCAACAAUGGCUGUAGAAAUUACUCAGCAAGCGGAUGUGCGCGAAAAACGGAACAUUGAAGUGCCGCCACCGGAAAUUUUACGUUUUAUGCGUCGCUUUGGCUACUUGGAGGCCAAUCCCAGCGAUUCGGAAUCACUUUAUCAUGAGUCGGCGAUUAUCGAAGCUAUAAAGAAUGUACAAAAAUAUGGUGCGCUCAAUCAGACGGGCGAGCUGGACAAUCAAACAUUGGAGCUCUUCAACAAGCCACGCUGCGGCGUCCCUGACAUUGAAGGAACUCCCUAUUAUCUGACAAGCAGUACACAGCGCUCUUAUAUGCAAAGCAUCAGAGACAGAAGGAGUGAGUCACGCGAAGGAAGUGAUUUUCGUAUGCGGCGCAAACGUUUUGUGGUCGGUGCGCCUACUUGGAAGAAACGGCGCUUACGUUACCACAUCAGCAAUUGGUCCCGGAAAAUACCGAAAUUUCAAGUGGAACGUGACAUCGCGCGAGCUCUAGAGCUAUGGGCCCGAUAUAGUGGACUUAGAUUCGAACGCGUCAAUAACACCGAUGCCGAUAUAAUCAUAUACUUUGGCACACGAUACCACGGAGACAACUUUCCAUUCGAUGGAUCUGGCAAUAUACUGGCGCAUGCUUUCUAUCCCUAUGAAAUGGGUUCUUGGGGUGGUGACGUACACUUCGAUGAGGAUGAAAACUGGAAAGAAAACUCCACUGAUCUAGCGACAGGUGUGGACUUUUUUGCAGUGGCAGCGCAUGAAAUCGGGCAUAGUUUGGGUUUGGCGCAUUCACCACACUACAACUCAAUUAUGUUUCCAUACUAUAAAGGUCCAGGAGCGGGUACAACACUCGAUUAUGAUGACACGCUGGCGAUGUACACGAUAUAUUUGACUAAAGUUUUGGAAGAUGAUGUGAAUGUGGUGAUCACACCCGAAGAGCCGCAGAUAACGGUAACAACCCCCAGAGUACAAGAGGAGAAAAAGGAGAGAUCUACACAGACAAAAAAGAGCACAAUGCCCACUUUCCGAGACGAUUACGAAACUGUAAGACAACAUAAAAACCGUUUCGCUGGCAGCACUACAAAACUAACGGAACUAUCAUCAUCAACAAGCAGUACAGAUUUACCACCAAUACCAACGCUGCCUACUUUAUGGCCCAAACCGGAACUUUCAAAGUUACCAAAUAUAUGUCUGGGCAAAUUCGAUGCCGUGAGCGUGCUAAAUGGAACGGUACACGUUUUCAAGAAUGAAUAUGUCUACAAGUUAACGCCACGUUAUACAGUUAUGAACGGAUAUCCGCUGAGCAUUUAUGAAAUGUUUCCAUUUCUACCGGCCGAUGUCAAGCAUAUUGAUGCUGCAUAUGAGCGCUACGAUGGCGCCGGCGUAUUUUUUACAGGUGACAAAUAUUGGGUUUUCAGCUAUGCAAAGAGCAACAAGCGUCCAACGCUCAUCGACAAUAGUCCACUACCGUUAGAAAACUUGAUUGAUUAUGUGCCACAAAUUGAUGCUGUUAUGUUGUGGCCUAAAAACAAUCUCACAUAUUUGUUUGCUGGCGAGCGAUUUUGGCGUUAUAAUGAUCAUUUGAAAAUGCUGGAUGUUGGCUAUCCAAAGCCUAUGCGACGCUGGCGCGGCAUCCCUGGCCAUAUUGAUGCAGCAGCGACGCUGAACAAUGGCAAAACUUAUUUCUUCAAAGAUAAUCUUUAUUGGCUUUAUGACAACGCCAACGUACGACCGAUGCGUGGUUAUCCCAGACGCGCUUCAAGCGCUUGGUUGCAUUGUGUUGCAACAACAAGGAGGACAUUACGAAAUUACAAUACAACAGUUACUUUUAUUGCGCCUUCUUCAGCUUUGACUUGA
Zeugodacus cucurbitae (melon fly) is the source of this 2074-nucleotide messenger RNA. Its product is annotated as matrix metalloproteinase-25. NCBI's taxonomy places the organism in Eukaryota, Metazoa, Arthropoda, Insecta, Diptera, Tephritidae. Gene Ontology annotation, biological process: proteolysis; collagen catabolic process; extracellular matrix organization. The record is from RefSeq and is a predicted model, not a curated record. The coding region runs from base 128 to 2074 and encodes 648 amino acids. Gene Ontology annotation, cellular component: extracellular matrix. Gene Ontology annotation, molecular function: metalloendopeptidase activity; zinc ion binding. The transcript has 10 exons.